Culicoides brevitarsis is the source of this 945-nucleotide messenger RNA. Its product is annotated as retinaldehyde-binding protein 1-like. Gene Ontology annotation, cellular component: membrane. Gene Ontology annotation, molecular function: phosphatidylinositol bisphosphate binding. The record is from RefSeq and is a predicted model, not a curated record. The transcript has a single exon. NCBI's taxonomy places the organism in Eukaryota, Metazoa, Arthropoda, Insecta, Diptera, Ceratopogonidae. The coding region runs from base 1 to 945 and encodes 314 amino acids.
AUGAUCGAAAAAGACUCGAAAAUCCUCGACUUGCCGCCACUUUAUCGCGAAAUCGCCGCAAAAAAUCUAAACGAAAGUGACGAGACCCGUUCUCAGGCCCUUCAGCAGCUCCGAAAAUGGAUUUCUGCCGAUUCAACGGUAAAAAACGUUCGCAUUGACGCGUCAUUUCUCCUGAAAUUCCUUCGGGUCAAAAAAUUCAACGUAAAUUCGUCGUAUUUGCUGUUCAAGGAGUAUUUAACGGCAUUUCACGAUUAUCCAAAGUGGUUUUCGAAACUUUCCGUGGAUGAAGAGCUGAUUUUGGAGUUGAUACGUGACGGAGUGCUCAUUCCCUUGCCAAAUCGAGACACCAACGGAUGCCAGACAGUAAUUUACAACUUGCGGAAUUUGAAUCCAGCGAAAUUUAAUCAACACGAUUUUUUUCGACUUCAUGCGCUGAUGUUUCACGUUCUUUUUGAGGAUGAAGAGACGCAAAUUGCGGGAUUUUCUGUCAUUUUCAACUUUUCUGGCAUGGAUUUGCGCCGAUAUGCGAUGUUCAGUAUCGUGGAUUUCAAUAAUUUUUGCAAAACUGUCAGAUUUGCGAUUCCAGUCCGAGUUUUUAAGGUUUACGUGAUCAACAUGCCGAAAAUUGUUCAGCCUUUGUACGAGAUAGCGACGAGAUUUUUGACUCCGAAGCUGAAAAAACGUCUAAAAGUGCUCAAAAAUCAAGAAGAAUUGAAAAAAGUUGUCGAUUUAAAGGAUUUCCCGAAGGAAUUUGGAGGCGAGAGUGAAAUGAAAGAAAUUUUGGAAGAAUUUGUGGCGAAAAUGAAAGGCAGAAAAGAGGAAAUAAGCAAAUUAAAUGACAUGAAGAUUGAAACAUUGAAAAGCGAAAAGGGAACAAAAUGGAGUUUACAAGAAAAAAUUGGAAACGAAAUUUUUGGAAGUUUUCGAAAGUUGACAGUGGAUUAA